AUGUUGCAGAUGGACCUUGCGGAGGGUACGCGCCAAAUCCAACUGGGUACGUUGAUGAAAGCAGACGCUGAUGAUGACAGUACCGAAUUGGCGCCCAUUAGCGUACGCGAGCACACGGGCCAUGUUGAGCUCCAGAUGUCGGACGCGCGCACGGUAGUCGCCGGCAGCAAAACGUUCACCGGAACCCCGGGCCCUCAAGGAAGUACGGGGCCGCGCGGCGAAAAGGGCGCCGAGGGCGUGGGUGUGAGCGGUGUGGUGCUUGACCAGAACGCGGAUACCGUCACGGUGUCGUACACGGACGGCACCGAACGCGCCACCAAGGGUAUUCGGGGCCCAAAGGGGCUGGACGGGCUCCACUUUGAGCUUCUGGCCGUCACGCCGCGGGGCAUGUUCGAGAUACAUCUUGGGGUGCGGCAACCCAGUGCGGGUGGGAGAACCCCCAAACAGCCCGUCAAGUUCGAGGUCGGCAGUGUGUACGAGUACACAAACAGCGGUGAAACGUCGUUGGCCAAGGGCCAUACCGGUCCCCGUGGGCUGGGUAUCAAGGGUAUCGUGUAUUGCAGCGAAACCAAGAGUCUCCAACUAACCCUGAACACGCAAACCGUGAUUGAGAUCCCGUACUUUGUGGGGGUCGACGGCAAAAUUGGGUCCGAUGCCAUUGAUCUCGACGAGCCCGUGGCGGGGCCCGCGGGGCCAGAAGGUCCAGAGGGUCCACGGGGCACGGACGGCGGGCUGGAUAUGCAGCACACCACGCCGUACGUGGGUGACGGGGACUACGUGCUGUGGAACGGCAACACGUUUGCCAAUAGUCUCGUAGCCCAGCUGCUAAAUACCGCACCCCAAAAUGUACCGAGCAACGGGACGCCCAGUGUGUACAUGGGCGCGUACGUGGGCAACGACGGCACGUCCACGGGGUCGGUGGGACUCGGCGAGAGCGCGGGAGCCAUGCAACAGGGCGUGCACGCCGUGGCCGUGGCCGCCGGAUCGUUGUCGCAGGGACAGUACGCGAUGGCCAUUGGCCUGGAUGCCGGCGGUGAGAGGCAGGGCACGGGUGCGGUGGUCGUGGGCGUGGCGGCCGGCGCCACUACCCAGGGCGACUACGCCGUGGCCAUGGGGUACAAGGCCGGCAACGUGGACCAGGGUGCACGGGCCGUGGCCGUGGGGGACAUGGUCGGGAUGCAUAACCAGCUCGGUGGCGCGAUCACGCUGGGUGCGGGUGCGGGGUACGUGCAGCAGGGGGCCAAGUCCAUAGUCGCUGGCGCGGGGUGCCUAUGCCAACCAACUCGGUCCAGCUCGGGUCCACCACCCUGCUGCCCGUGCAUGCAAACACGACGUUUCUGCCGUACUAAAUGCGCAACGACCAGCGCGGCGCGCGCAUGUUUUACCACCCCCAAACGCAUGAGAUCACACACGCGGGGUGUGCGAGCAUGGACGUUAGGCUGGACGUGGCGGACGAGCUCAUCGACCGUCUGCUGCGUGUACCGAUCCGGAAAGGGAACAACGCGAUGCGGCUCGGACUGGGCAUGGACGAGCUCGGAGAGGUGGCGCCCGAGUUUAUGGUGGAGAACGGAGUCAACUGGGAUAUGGUGCGUGACACGCUUGAGACGCGUAUCGAGCAGCAGUAUCGCCGCUGCCGCGAUCUAG
Molecule: messenger RNA, 1644 nt
Organism: Sphaeroforma arctica JP610
Lineage: Eukaryota; Ichthyosporea; Ichthyophonida
Exons: 1
Coding region: 1-1644 (547 amino acids)
Source: RefSeq, a predicted model, not a curated record